UCUACAGCACGCAUACAGUAAAGCACAGGAGGAAGCUCCUUCGAAGCUCCUAAGUCUUCAGAUGAGCUGGAAAAGCUCUUUAAGCUCUUCAUCACAGCACUGAGAUUCCUGGCAAUUUCCUGCCUCCUGCUUGCCUGCCUCCCUGUCUGCCUUAGAGGCACUCCAUGCUGCCCUGCUUUCUCCUAACUUCAUGCCUGCUACGGUGGAGAUUCAUCUGAGCAGUGGUGAGGAGUGCCUGGAAGUGCAAAAGAGCUUGAUUUGCAUACAGCCACCAUGCCCAAUUCUUCUUCUUCCUCCUCCAUCUCCUCCACCACCACCUCAAGUUCCAGAUCUUUACAUUUACACCUUUGCGAAGAAGACUCUGUAGGGACUCGGAUCUCUUUGUCUCUCAUCUACUUACUGUUGGCCAUCUCAGGGACUUUAUCCAACAUCCUGGUGAUUUAUCUAGUCUUCACUUUCAAGAAGCUGCGCACCACCAGUAACACUUUCAUUGUGAACGGCUGCAUUGCUGACUUGAGUGUGUGCGGCCUCUGGAUGCCACAGGAAGCAGUGCAAGGGCUCUUACCUGCUGGCUCUCCUACAGCUCACUCAGAAGGAUACCGCUUGCUCCGGGUUGGGCUUGUAGGCCUCGGACUCAUCGUGUCACUGCUUUCCCACCUCUUGGUGGCCCUCAACCGGUACAUCCUCAUCACUAAGCCGCCUGUCACAUACCAGGCUGUUUACCAGAGGAAGCACACGGCCUGGAUGAUUGGCUUGAGCUGGGGGUUUGCCUUCCUCCUUGCCCUGGUGCCCCCUGUACUGCAAACAUGGCUCCCCGGCCAGCAGGAGUCUAGAGAUGCUACUAUCAGCAAGAGCUCUAGCUACACAGGUCUGCUCGUAGCUCUGGCUGUUCUCAGCCAAACGGUUAUCCUGCUCCACUGCUACAUGGGGAUUGUGAGGAGAGUGCGGGGCAGCGUCAAGCGGGUCAGUGUCCUCAAUUUCCAUCUCCUGCAACAGCUCCCCUUCCCAGCAGCCCCUCAUGGUCCGCGGCGAGCGCAGCGACGCCUGAGCAGCAUUUCUGUGCUGCUCCUCUGCCUUGCAUUUCUCCUGGCCACCCAGCCCCUGGCGUGGAUAAGCCUGCUGGGCUUUUUCUUCCAGCCAAUGCCACGGGGACUGCAGCUGGCCAGCUGGCUCCUCUUCUGCUCGCUGUCCGCUUUCAACCCCCUGCUCUACACAUGGAAGAACGAGGAGUUCCGCCGUUGCUUGCGCUUAGUGCUGCUGCCUGGAAGGGACCCUCCUGCUAUCACGGCAGGGACAGGAGCAUCCACGACAGCCCUCCCCACUGUGUGCCUUCCACCUCAGGAGCUGUCCGGAUUGGGUGACAAGGUAGAAAGCAUGGGGAGCUUGGUACUUCAGUGACCCACUGGGGGAACUCACACUCGCUGAGUGAAAAGGUGCUAGGUGGCAUUUGUCUGCUGUUUAUGACUCACUGAACUGCAGCGUCCCACUCCCAAUGGAGAGGCUUUUUCAUGCUGCCAUAGAGACACUUGGCAGCAAGGGGAGGGGGGGGAAAGUAUAUAUUUUUAUCACUUUUGACUUUGUGGGAUUUGACAGAGGCUUGGUGCAGUCACAUUGACAAAGGCAUCAUACAUACCUCAGGUUUUCUGUCAAGUGUCUUGUCAUUUUUCAGCCAGUAAAGCUUGCAUUCCUUUCUUGGCUCACAAAGUGGAAACGGAACCUAACUUUGCAACCGAGGAACUGCCUUGGCUUAGCAUGUGCUUCCCAUGGAGAAAGGCCAUGGAUCAGUUCUUGGCAUUUUUCUUUUAGCUAUCCCAAGGGGGGAAUUUGAGGGACCUCUGCAUGAGGUGCUGGCAAGCUGUUCCUAGAGUCAGAUAUGACAACACCCCACACUAUACGUUUCUUUCUGUCUCUUUUCCAAAAAGAAGCAUGACUGAAAAAUCUUGGACAUUAAGAUUGUUGCUGGCACCUGCCUAUUUGACCUAUGGAUUUUAGUCAGCCUAACAAAUCAUCAAACUCUCGACACAAUACUCAACAUUGCAAGACAGCAGAGGGAGGUUAAAGCGGCUGCUGGCGUAUCGCAGAUGAUUUGUGUUCUGGUGGGAAGACCUAUGGUCUUCAAAACUCUGUUCAGUCAGACAUCUCCCUGAGUAAUAUCUGACUACUUACCAUGGCUGGUCACUAUAACCAAACACCUGUUUGCUUUUCUAGGCAUGUAAUGAUCUGGUAUGUGCAUAUUUGCAUCUUUCCUGCUGUUUGCACAGGAGUGUGUUCACUGCCCUGCUGCAGACAAAAACCCUUGCACAGCUGUGAGCCAGGGAGUGAGCGGAGCACACAGGUACAUCUCUGAAACAGCCACACUCUGCACUUUGCAACAGGACACUGCUGUCUCAGUCUAAGGUGGGAAAGGGCAGGCUCCAGAUUUGCUAGGUCUAAUUCAGAUUUUUCAUGAGAUUAAAAUGAGAUCAUUUGCAACUUUGGGGAAAAGAACCCUCUUCAAAGGAAAGAGAAUAUGGCCAACAUUCUAUUGAAUAUUUAUGCCCAUGCAAGAGAAAUCACUGAGGUUGAUGCGGCUAAUUGCAGCUGAUUAACUACUCGCCAGGCAUGCACCAGGCAGCAGCUAAUCAAUUACCCAUGACAACUUCUGCAGUUUCCGCUUCCACAAACAUAAACAUCCAACGGGACUGUGGCAUGUGGAUUUUUCAGGAACCAGGGAUGUUAUUUGUCAGGUAAUGUGUUCUUCUGGAGUUCCUACCAGUAAAGGCUAAGUUACCCACAUUAUUGGUGAGUGUCCUAAACAUCACAAAGAUGUUCUCAUCACAACUGUUUUACUGAAUAAUAAAAAUUCUGUUACAGAGAACAUGGGGAGCAAAAGUGCCCCAAUGAUGACCACAGAUUCAGGAAAGAAAGUAGAUUUGAGAAAGGGAGCUGAUGGGGGAGAUGCCAUGCCAUCAGCCACAGUACUUCUAAUGUGGAAGUCACUGGUUCCUUUUGAGGAAUCAGAACAGAAUUCCAGUGUUUGAGAGAAUUUUGGCUUGUCAAGGGCUGAUCAUUGGCUGUGGGCUUCCACUUGUAGCAGGAGCAACUAAAGAAGCAAUGGAUACUAGGCAUGGUUCUUAGGCCAACUUAGGAUCUUACACCAGCUGAAGAAACCAUGGAAAAAAUUAAUGUGCAACCCAGCAGGACCUGGCUGUUUGUCUUUUCUCUCCCUUG
Molecule: messenger RNA, 3210 nt
Organism: Pogona vitticeps (central bearded dragon)
Lineage: Eukaryota; Metazoa; Chordata; Lepidosauria; Squamata; Agamidae
Gene: GPR88
Product: G protein-coupled receptor 88
Biological process (GO): G protein-coupled receptor signaling pathway
Cellular component (GO): membrane
Molecular function (GO): G protein-coupled receptor activity
Source: RefSeq, a predicted model, not a curated record